AUUCCUUGCUAUCGAGAGUUUUUGAUGAAGGGCAUUCCAAAUCAAAACAAGAGGACUCGUUGCCCACCUAGAGACAAAUGUAGGCUUUUUUUGGGUUCUAUGAGAGAGGCUUGUCAGCAAAGGAAGAUGAUAAUCAAUGAGCACAAGGGCAGUUACAAAUCGAAGUCUCCAAGGAGGAAGAUAAUGAUAACAAUGCAAGAAGGGCACGGAUAGGGCACACAAAUGUGCCAUGAAAAGGUCACACGAAAGGUGCAAAGAGUGGAAAUUGUGUGCAAAACAACAAAGUGAGGCAUGAUGGGGAAUGCAGAGGAAUGCACGAAUUGAGCCUAUGCACAAGAUUUUCAUUGGAAGGUCCAUUCAAAAAGCCUGCAACUUCGAUCAAUGGCGUGCAAUUGAAGAAAAAGAUAGAGUUGCAGACUGUCCAUCCAUGGCCUCGAGCCAUGAGCACCCAUUCAAUUAGACCAGAUUUAUGCAGAAGGGACCUCAUUCCUUUUCAAGAUCAUCAUUGUAACUGAAAAGAUAGGUGGCAUGGAGUUUGUUUUAUGGGUAUGCAGAGAAAGACAAUUCCCAAGUGUUUCCAACUCUCCACGUACAAUACCCACCACAGAUUACAGAACAUAAACAAACUCCAAUUAACCCAACAAAUGGGGUCGCUUCUGCCACGUCAAAAGCCUUGCUACAGUCUGGAAGCCCGAUGACGUGGCAUUCACGCCACGAUUUCCUCCCCUUCUCUCUUCCACCUGCUCAGCCAAAUCACGAGAAAACGACAUCUGAUUUGAUAUAUUCGUUUACCCCUGACGGUGCAAUUAAAUUCAUCUUCCCAAAGCCGUGAUCUCUCAACUGCGUUGGUAUAUAUCUGCAACUCUGGUCUUUUUCUCCAUAUUGAUUUUUACUUUUCUGCUUUGAAAACAGCCGGGAAAGAAGAACAAUGAGCCGGAAAACGCCCUCCAUUGAGAACGAGCCCCGCACUCUCAACGAACAGGAACUGCACUCCGCCAGGGAAGCGGCGGUGGAUAUCCUGCAGAAAAAAGAGCCAGCGGAGGCUUCUGACAUUUUUACCCAGGGAUUACAACCAAUUCAACUUGUUCGAGAGAUGGAAAGAAGAGUACAAGGUCAAGAGCAGGGUAUCACCCCUUUGCAAUGUAGUAAUUGUCAAAGUGUAGUGCGUGAUGUUCCUCCAUUGCAUCUACAUUAUUGUGAAUGUGAAUGUGCUCGAAAUGUACGAACACCAAUUGAGGGCCCCUCUUCCGCUCCUUUUUGAAUUUUAUUUCCUAGCAAGAGUUAGGUUAUCUUGGAUUUGUUUUGUAUGUAAAUAUACAAAUAUUUUUUUAUCAUACUACUACAGUUCUUUGGAAGGACCAA
Cryptomeria japonica (Japanese cedar) is the source of this 1362-nucleotide messenger RNA. RefSeq lists its product as uncharacterized. Bases 929 to 1261 code for a protein of 110 amino acids. Lineage: Eukaryota; Viridiplantae; Streptophyta; Pinopsida; Cupressales; Cupressaceae. The record is from RefSeq and is a predicted model, not a curated record. The transcript is spliced from 3 exons.